Molecule: messenger RNA, 1299 nt
Organism: Cladophialophora carrionii CBS 160.54
Lineage: Eukaryota; Fungi; Ascomycota; Eurotiomycetes; Chaetothyriales; Herpotrichiellaceae
Exons: 1
Coding region: 1-1299 (432 amino acids)
Biological process (GO): DNA-templated transcription
Molecular function (GO): zinc ion binding; DNA binding
Source: RefSeq, a predicted model, not a curated record
AUGCUUCUCGCACAAGCACUGUGGUUUACGGCGAGUCGCAUCGACCAAUCUUCCACCGCACCGAGCCAAUUUUACCAACGAGCCAAAGCCCUCUUCUGGUCUGGCAGCGAGAGCGAUCCUCUUGUCACCGUCAAGGCUGCGUUGAUGCUCAUGUCGCAAGAUCGGCAAGCGACUGGACACGUUACGGUGGACAACAGUGAGCUUUGGCUUCACGUGGCAGUCACGAUUGCAUACAGGAUCAAGCUGCACAAAGAUCCUCGGCUCGACUCCAAAAGUGGCAUACGUCGGCGAUUGUGGUGGACCAUUGUGGCACAAGAUUCCUUGAUGUCUUUGUUAUACGCUAGUCCUCGAGCUGUCAAUCUCAUGGACUCUGAUGUCCGAGGACUAGAUGACAGUGAUUUCGUCGACAGCCAAGCCGAUCCUGCCGCCUUCAGCUUGUACGUGGACAUCAGCAAGGUCCUAGGCGAUCUGACCGAGUGCUACCGGCGUGGAUUUAUGGGCUACAUGCACAAUUCAAGUAUUGAGAACAGCCUUCAUAUCUGGCGCAUUCGCCUGUGUCAGUAUGAAAGUGUGGAUGCCGACCGGGAUGUCCCACAGUCAACAGAUGAGAGCCUGACAGUUCGGCAAUUGAGGCUGCCUUAUUUUGCAGCUCUAGUGCUGUUUUCUCAGAGCCAGCGCACUCUAUCAACCGGCAAACGCUCCUCCGUAUCGAGCUUACCGAUAUCGGCCCUUGCUUCGAUCGCUGCUUCGUUGAGUGCUGAGACCUUCAAGAGCAUUCUGGAUCAUGACGAGAUCCAAUAUCUCGGCCCUGUGUUCACAAUCUACGCAUACUCUGCAAGCAUGGCGCUCCUCCGACUCUGGGCCUACCCAAGGCUGUGGAACGCCGCUCAGGCAGAUCUGCAGACAUUGCGAAAGGCUUUGUUGAGUCUUGCAAGACAUGAUUCUAGUGUGGCUAACGCGGCAAAAGCUUUGGACCAUUGCCUUGAAUGCCUGAAAACAACAGAGCAGUAUCGUCCUGCUGAUCUGCCCAGUGUAUCCGACAAGGCACUCUGUCUCAAAUUCCUGGAGACCAUGUCACCGGCGGGUUGCCGGCUGUGGAGCCACAUUGCAGAGCUCGUUGACGACCCCGGGUCUCUUGGUGCAGACCGGACACUCAAUUCACUGGCCCGUGGAGAAACGAGGGCUGACGCCGCGACCGCCUUCCGGUCAGAGCGCACUCGUUGGUUUUCAGAUAACUCGCUUUCCAGCCACGGGUUUGCCUAUGAUCAGUUUGAAGACUGGAUCCUACACAAUGGCUGA